Messenger RNA from Paramuricea clavata, 3169 nucleotides. The record is from the annotation of a GenBank genome assembly. NCBI's taxonomy places the organism in Eukaryota, Metazoa, Cnidaria, Anthozoa, Malacalcyonacea, Plexauridae.
AUGGUUAAAGAAAAUGCUUUCCCAACUGUAAAUGCUGAUGUCUGUAUUACUUCUAGUGGCAGUUCAUCUGAAACUAAUAACAGUCAUGAAAACGUUAAUCAACCAACCGUGGACUCUGACCUUGACCCUCCAGUGUCCGAAAUGAAUAAUUACUCAAAGGAAUCAAUUGAAGCAGCACAGCUUUCAAUUUCUGUUACCAAAGAACGAGAAGCUACCCCAAUCACUCAAGCGACAAAUGAUAACAGCAAUAUAGAACCAAAUGUUGGAAAAUCUUUCGUCUUAGCACCUCCACAACGGAACAAUAUCGAAUGGUUAGGUCGCUUACCGUUGAUUGAAACACUAAACCAAGCUAAUCAAACUUCGUUCUGCAACACUAAAAGUAGAAGUAGUAGUGUUUUUAAAAACCGCGACACCGAGUAUUAUAAAGGUUGUCUGACAAAUUCAAAGCCUUUAACUUCACCAAGGCAUAAUAACAUACGUAAUUCCCCUGGUCGACGCCCUUUUUUAAAACGUCAGAACAUCAAACCGCCAUCAUAUCGAACAUCUCAUCGUUAUCACUCACUAGAGUGGUUGAUCCAUCUGGAUGUGGUGUACCGCAUGAUGAGACAAUGAGAAUACCAGCCAGAAUCACCUCGCGCUACCCUACACAGAAUAUGACUCAAAAUGGACCAAAUUUUUCGAACCUAGUAAAUAUUCAAAUUGUAAACUCUAGGGAAAAGACCCUAACUGCGAUAACAAAAGAACAUGUUCCAAAACCGCUUUCGGAUAUGCAAAGAUCGAAACUUAGAAUUGCCCACCUAAAUGUUCGCUCAAUUAAGAAUAGGAAUCAUCUUAUACAGGUUCGAGAACUUAUGAAGGAUAGGAACUAUGAUAUUUUAGCCUUGUCAGAGUCGUGGUUAAACUCCACGGUGACAAACGCGGAAGUAGAAAUCGAGGGCUUUAAACUAACAAGAUUGGACCGUUUGGGAAAGACUGGAGGGGGUGUUUGUGUCUAUUCUAAAUCGUCGAUUAAAGUCAAAUGUCUCAAAAACAUAACAGGGAUAUCUGAAUUCGGAUUUCAUCAGCUAUGGAUGCUAAUACAACUCAGGAAACUAAGAUCAAUUCUCCUCUGUGUGACAUAUAGGCCUGAUUAUUGUCCUACUUCAACCUUUCAUGAUAUUUUCAUGGAAAAUUAUAUACAUGCUCUCACAUUAGGAAAAGAGAUAAUUGUUGUAGGUGAUUUAAAUUGUGAUUUGCUGAAACCGGAUUCUCCAGAGGCUAUGUCGCUACUAGAUUUUUGUACAAGUGUGAAUCAAACUCAAUUGAUAAAAGAACCUACACGAGUAACAGAAACGUCAUCUUCCCUUAUUGAUAUUAUCAUGACGUCGAAUGUCAGUUUAGUAGAAAAUCAUGGGGUGGCUUUAUCUCACAUUAGUGAUCACUAUCUAACAUAUGCUUCUUUGAAACUUAAGAUGUUGAAGCCGCCACCUAGUUAUAAAUGUGUGAGAUCCUACAAAAACUACAAACCUGAUAGUUUCCUCGCGGAUUUACAACGAAUACCUUGGUAUGAUAUUUCCAUCAUGGAUGAUGCAAAUGUAAUGCUAGACCAUUUCAAUGAGAGGUUUCUCCAUGUAAUGGAAACACAUGCACCUGUGAAAACAGUGAGGAUUAAACACCGCAGCUGCCCCUUUAUUAGCACAGAAAUUCGCGAACUUAUGCAAUACAGAAAUAACCUAUUGAAAACGGCUCGAAGUACUAAAUUAACAACAGACUGGGAAAUGUAUCGUAAACUAAGAAAAGAAGUAAAAUCCAAGCUGAGAGAUGCCGAAAGGGAAUAUGUACGGAAAGAACUAGAGCACAGUCACAACACUAAUUCAAAGUGGAAGAUAAUUAAGAAUUGUAUUCCUCGUAAAGAAAGCACUCAACAAGUCUACACAAAGGAUAUGAAAGAAGUUGCUAAUGAGUUUAAUCAGUUUUUCACCUCAGUUGGUAGGAGAGUAUCAGAAGAUUGCACAUCUUUAAUAGAAUUAUAUAACCUGCCUGCACCUCCAACAAGUGUUUCGCUGGCUGUCGCUGAGUCACAAAAUUUUAGUUUUGUUCCUGUCUCGUGUGGAGAAGUACGAAGGACAGUUAUGGCAUUCCAAUCGAACAAAGCUCCUGGCCAUGACAAAGUACGAAUGUCUACGAUAAAGGAUGCACUUCCAUGUAUUCUCCCAGUUAUUACUGACAUGAUAAAUCGCUCGUUACAGACUUCAGUCUUUCCAUCAGCCUGGAAAAUAUCAGAAGUAAUACCACUUCUUAAAGAGGGAGAUCACGAAGUGGCAAAUAACAAUCGACCACUAUCGUUACUACCAGUGACUUCUAAAAUUUGUGAACGAGUAGCUUUAAAUCAACUGACCUCUUAUACGAACAAAAAGAAAUGCCUAAGUAAACAUCAAAGUGGUAAUAAACAACUACAUUCAUGUGAGACUCUUGGCGUGUUUAUGACAGACAAGUGUUUAAAGCAAUGGACUCAAAAGAACUCACAGUCAUAGUAUUGCUGGAUUUGUCAAAAGCGUUUGACAGUAUAGAUCACCGCAAACUCUUAACAAAGCUAAAAGCAUUAGGCCUAAGCCUUGGCGCCUUAGAAUGGUUCAAAAGUUACUUGACCGGAAGGACGCAGCAGGUGAAGAUUGGCUCAGUUGUGUCAGAACCAGGUCAUAUCACUCAUGGUGUACCGCAAGGUUCGAUAUUAGGACCUGCUUUGUUCAAUAUAUAUUUGAAUGAUUUGCCCACCAUCCCGAAUUUCGGUGACUUAGAAUCGUACGUAGAUGAUUCAAAAUUGUAUCUUUCGUUUCCCAUCAAGUAUGUUAAUGAAGUUAUGCGGAAUAUCAAUGAAGACCUGUCAAAAAUCACAGCAUGGUGCUGUCACAAUAGUCUACUAAUUAAUCCAGACAAGACCAAAGUGUUAGUACUAGGAACACACAAAAUGUUGCAACGAUUACCGGAUGACUUUUAUGUGACAUUACUUGAGAAAAGGAUUACUCCCACUAUUUCAGCACGCGAUCUUGGGAUUCAACUUGAUUCAACACUAAGUUUUAACGAACAUAUAGCAAACACUGUUUCUACUUGUAUUGCGAGCUUAUGUCAGAUAAACAGGGUUAAACAUCUUUUUGACCCUAAGAUUUUGGAAAAUGUCAUCUCGUCCCUA